Molecule: messenger RNA, 4077 nt
Organism: Delphinapterus leucas (beluga whale)
Lineage: Eukaryota; Metazoa; Chordata; Mammalia; Artiodactyla; Monodontidae
Source: RefSeq, a predicted model, not a curated record
GAAGCACAGUCAGUUUUCUUUGAGCAGAGAUUUCGCUAUGUGCCAAGCAUUCUACGGUUCUGCAGACCUUGCCAGCUCCCCUUUGGGUCUUGGUGGACAAAUAGCUAAAGAGUGUGUACACACACAGCCUCGUGCGACAUUCAGGUAGACCGUAUCUGUGGCCAGCACCUCCCGGAGUGCACCCGAAGUCUGUCUACACUGAGGCUCAUGCCCCCCAGAUGUUCAAUGAUGUGGAACGGGUGUUUCUGGGUUUUAUCCCUAUAAGCGCUACAUCUUUGUGCUGAGUCAGCUCUUAAUGUAAAGUCGUUUCUGUUAACGGGUAAACGUGAGACACACAACUAAGUUGGUUGUUCUUGCUUUGGGUUGUUUCCGUGGAGUCCCUUCAUAGAAGUGGAGCUGUGGGUCGGUCAGGCUGAAUGGUUAUGUCACUUUGCUGAUUUGUGUUCUGGAAAAAUGUAAUCUUCCCAGUGCCCUGCGUGGGAAGUGGGAAGGGGGCUGACCCCAAGGGCUUUUUUUUUUUUUUUUGCCAGUCAGUAAGUAGGUAAACUAAAGGCGGUUUUAAGUUGUGCGGCUGUAAGCAUAGGGGUCUGGGGGCCAUGCCGAAUCCUGACCCAGAGGGCCCGUCACCAUGGAGACCACCACCCAUUUCCUCUUCCCAGGCGUUCAUGCUGACCUCCACAAGGGAGGCUCCUGCAGGCUUCCUGUGGCCAGUAGGACCAUAACUGCCCUCUCUGGGUCCCCUCACCCUGUGGCAUGCCAACAACGAGAUGUGUGGAGACUGGUGCCCCGAGAACGAGGGCUCCUGUGGCCCAUCUCAGGAAUGGGUGGCCCCUUUGGUGGCCAGGGGCCCCCUGUGUGCAUGGCCACUCACUGUGGUCAGGGCUCUCCCUCCCUUUCAGCUCCCGAUUCUCCUGAAGGGAACGUCGGAUGAUGACGUCCCGUGUCCAGGCUACCUGUUUGAGGAGAUCGCCAAGAUCUCCCACGAGUCCCUGGGAAGCAGCCGGUGCCUCCUGGAGUACCUGCUGAGCCGUCUGCAGAGCGGCUCUGGCCGCGUGAAGCUCAAGGUACUGAAGAUCCUGCUGCACCUGUGUGGUCAUGGCUCCUCGUCCUUCCUGCUCAUCCUUAAGCGCAACCCCGCCUUCAUCCAGGAAGCCGCAGGGCUGCUCCUCAGGGCCCUAGUAAGCCUUCCGCUGUUGGAAGGGCUGUGGGAGGACGGGACUGGUGAGGCCGUCAGGAGAGGUGGGGCUCUGGCCUGUCGUGGUCCAGGCGACAGUUUUCACGGGACCCCCGGAUCCUCUCCACGGGAACAGCUUGUACCAGAAGGUGCGGGCAGCCGCCCAGGACUUGGGGGCUGCCUUGUUCUCGGACACCUUGUCACCUCUGCCCCCUUCCCAGCCACCCAGGGCCCUGCCUCCAGCAGGUAUGCAAGCAUGGGCUCCCAGUCCAGGCCCCAGAGCUCCCUACAGGGCUUCGGCUACAGCAAGGAACGGGGCCACACAGGCUCUGCGGGCGAAGCCUUCCUGUCCACCAUCCAGAAGGCCGCAGAGGUGGUGGCCAGCGCCAUGCGCCCUGGGCCUGAGAGCCCCAGCUCCCAGAGAUCCCUUCUGCGAGGUGACGCCUACCAGCCGGCUGUGACACCUUCAGCCGGCCUCGGCCCUCCAACCCCCAGGAACCCUCUCCCCACAGCCGGCCCAGGUGCCCGAGCCAUGAGACACCAGCCUGGGCAGGCCGGAGGCGGCUGGGAUGAGCUGGACAGCAGCCCAAACUCUCAGGAUUCUUCCCAGGAAAAUGACGACCUGGGCAAGGCCUCGGACUCAGGUAGUCCGUCGGGCAGUGACAGCCCCUCAGGGGCCAGCUGGGCACCCAGCGACCUGGCAGAAAGGGUCGAGGCCGUGACCCUGAGUGACUGCCAGCAGGAGCUGAGCCUGGUCCGGGCCGUGACACGGGGGCCACAUUGCUUCCUGAGCCGAGAGGAGGUGCAGCACUUCGUCAAAGAGUGUGGACUCCUCAACUGUGAGGCCGUGCUGGAGCUGCUCAUCCGCCACCUGGGCGCAAGCAGCGAGCGUGUGCAGAUGAGAGCCCUGGGUGCCAUCGCCUCCCUCGGGUGCACCGACCUGCUCUCCCAGGAGCGAGUCCUGCUCCUUGCCCGGCCUCGGCUGCAGGAGCUCAGUGUGGGCAGCCCUGGACCCGUGACCAACAAGGCCACCAAGAUCCUGAGACACUUUGAAGCCUCCUGCCGACAGUGGCCCCCUGCCCGGAGGCCCCCAGCUGAGCCUGGCCCCGCAGUUGCCCGUGUGGGCCCAUCAGACCUGCUGACCGACACCCUGCCUUUCACCGGGGGCCAGGCUUUCCUGCAGCCUCUGAGUUCAGCUCUGUUUUCGCCCAAGAGCACCGCUUCCCCAUCGGGACUGCAGCCCGGCCCUGUGCCCCCGACUUCCCUGGACGGCUGUCCCCUUCCAGCCCGUGCGGAUGCCAGGGAGGCCAAGACUAGACUGGCAGGUUCCAGAGAGCAGGGGGCUGGAUCUGAGCGGGGCUCGUUCGGCACAAACACUGCAAAGAGAGGGCCAGAGCUUGACCCGGGCCCCGGGGAUAGCUGUGGCUCCUUGUUUGCUGGCAUGGAACUGGUGGCCUGUCCCCGCCUGGUGGGGGCCGGGACUGCUGCAGAAGAGCCCCUCCCAGCCUGCCAGGCUCCCUGGACGUCGUCACAGAGGGUGGCAUCAAAAGAGCCUUCUGGCUCUGAGCCAUCAGCGUUCGCAUUCUUAAACUCAUGAUCUUGUCAGCCUGGGCCACUUGCAGAGUCUCUGUGUCCCCCAGCCCCUCACCCCUAGGACUCUGUGACUUUGUGCUGUCCCCAUGUGCCCAGAGCCUCUGUGUCCCAGCAAAGAGUGGCUCCCCUCAGGUGUCUGCAGUCGGCCUCGCCCUCCUCUGGCCUCCUCCCCUCACCCACUGAGGCCUUGGUGCGGGCAGCCACCCAGCCAGGUAAGCUCAGAGUGGACAGCCCGCCCAGUGACGAGAACAGCCACCAGUAAAACACAGAUAAUAUUUCAGGAGUCCACGAACCAGCCAGAGCCAGGCCGGCACUGCUGGAAGGGUCAUCCUUGCCCGUGGGGGCUACUCCCCAACCUUGUCCCUGAGGUGGCUUCCCCAUUUUUCUGCUGGGGGGCAGGACCCCCCCAGCCCACCCCGUGGGUGUGAUGGCCGAGGAGCAGCCCCCCAAGCAGCCCGCAGGACACACGGGGAGGGCGGGACGGGCACAGAAUGAGGAGCCAAGUGCUUGCUGAGACUGGCAGCCGGCGGGCCCUGGGCUGCCGGGUCCCCCACCUCACAGCCAUCUGGCCUGGCCGGAUGAGCAUACCACCCGCUUUUCCCAGUUGCCAAAGGGAUCCUAAGGGAGGACAGUGGGGUGGGUGGUAUGGCGUAGCCUACCUGGAGGGUGUGGGCGGGAAGGCCUGCUGACCGAGCUCAGAGACCAGACGCCCCUUGGAACUGUCCUCAGUCCCCAGGGUCCUCACGGGCACACAGAGAGGGGCACCAGGGGGAGACAGACAGGCCCUGUCUGCAGGCUGAGCCCAGGCCUGGCCCCCAGCCAAGCUUCUGCUGUUUCCAGACGACAGGCCUGAGAGGAGGACCGCAGGGCCACCUCAGUCAUUCCCCCUUGCCCACACUGUCUCCUUGGCCAGAGACUGGCCAUUUGGACUUGAAUUCCUAUAGCAGCAGGCAGGCACAGGGCCUCACAAAUGCUGACCGUGGGGUCCCCUGGGGAAACCCCUGCCUGCCUGGCCCUCAGAAACAAGGAUUUUUGGGUGGAUUUGGAAUCACUGCUUGGGUCUUUGAGCUCAGAUCCCUCUCUCAGCGGGGGUAGGGGGUGUGUCCUAAGCAGUGUCACACCUUCUCGUCCAGCAGGACGGGGUCCUUUCCAGCACUGGGUCCCUGUGUGACCUAUGUCAGCUCCCCCCUGCCGUGACCACUGCCUGCAGACUGUACGGCCACCUCAGAGCAAUGGCUGUGGUCCCUCUUGGAAGAACUGGGGUUGACCUGGGGUCACACCUCCUACAUAAACACUGCUGUUCACACAAA